UGUAGCUGGUAUGGAAAUCCUUAAAAAUGGAAAGUAUUCUUGUCUCAAGAGGACUAGUGACAAUUACUUUACUGGUGAUGGUCUGGGUAAAGUUGACUUUCCCAUGACUGUACGAGUGACCGCGGUGACAGGAGAACAGAGGGAAGUGGUCUUACCAUCCAUGGAGAAUGAUAAAAAUAUUCUAAGUGAUGUUCAGUUUUCCGGAUUUGCGUUUGGCGCCGGUCCAAGCAGUAUUAAAUGCGCAGGCCAAGGAAACAAACCUCCUUAUCCCGCAGGGGGUAUGGCUCCUGGUGAAGGUCCUGGGCCAAGCGCCCCAUCACCACCUCCUGGUCCACCCUCCCCUCCCUCGGGGCCAACUACAGGAAGCGUUGGAGCACCUGGUACUUCCUCUGGGGGCGGAGCUGCCGGCUCAGAUUUCUGCGCGAAUAGAGACAGUGGCAUGUACCCAGACCCCGACGACUGCGCAGGAUUCAUCAUCUGUAACAUCGGUAAAGCACACCGCCAGAAGUGCGCUCCACCCCAGCUUCUCCGAGCAGAUACAAUGAACUGUGAUCUGCCAGAGAGGGUAGACUGUGGUACCAGACCACGACGCUAUAAGGAUCUGGCACAAGGGCUUUCCUUGACUGACACGCCACAAGGUCAUUAUAGCUCCUACAUGAAGCCAGCUCCAGGUGCCAACCGAGAUACUAAAGCAGCUCAAAAGCCACAGAGCAGUUCUUCCAUCAAGCAGAUCUCACCAUACGAGAUAACAAUGCGCUUAGAAAAGGCAAAUGGGCAUGCAGUACUGUAUAAACCUAGAGAAAGAAGCCAGCAAGAGCAUGAUUAACACGCUAGUCUGUCCGUAGCAAGGGUGGGGAGGGUAUUCAAACAUGGAAGGUCAUCCUAUAUAGAAAAAUGAUUUAGAUUAAUAGCUGAGAGACUUUGAAGUGAUCAUGGGGACGUUGACGAAAGCAUGAACAUGUUUUUAAAUUAAAGUAUCAAUGACAGUGUUGAAACAGCUGGCAAUACUUAACGAUGUAUUCUAGUUUAGGAGAGUUUCGUGAAUUUGGUUUCCGGCGCAUAACACUUACUUCAUUUUGAUCUGUAGCUUUUGAAGUAAUAUAUCAAACAUGAGAGACAAUGUUUCAUCGGGAUUUCCAAACACCGAGA
Messenger RNA from Orbicella faveolata, 1149 nucleotides. RefSeq lists its product as uncharacterized. NCBI's taxonomy places the organism in Eukaryota, Metazoa, Cnidaria, Anthozoa, Scleractinia, Merulinidae. The record is from RefSeq and is a predicted model, not a curated record. Gene Ontology annotation, cellular component: extracellular region. Gene Ontology annotation, molecular function: chitin binding.